Gambusia affinis (western mosquitofish) is the source of this 3668-nucleotide messenger RNA. RefSeq names its product BRO1 domain and CAAX motif containing (gene brox). NCBI's taxonomy places the organism in Eukaryota, Metazoa, Chordata, Actinopteri, Cyprinodontiformes, Poeciliidae. The transcript has 13 exons. The coding region runs from base 184 to 1416 and encodes 410 amino acids. The record is from RefSeq and is a predicted model, not a curated record.
GAACUGAUUUUGCUCCAGUAUGCCACGUGACAAGAGCGCCCGUUUUCAUUGGUCCGCCUCUGUUUCGUGUUUAUUUCCGGAAGUGAGUUAGUUGUCACUGUCAGACUUUCUAGGCAACCAAAUCGCUAACCUACGGCGACGCAUUGACAGCCUUCCCUCUGUAGGUCUGCCCCUGUCCACAUAAUGGCCCAUUGGUUUCACAGGAACCCACUGAAGGCAACAGCGCCGGUGUCCUUUAACUUCUAUGGUGUGGCAGGGAGCCCGGCUGCCAACAAGAUAUGCAAUGACCUGAGGACGACCAGAGCGAGGCUGCUGGAGAUGUUCACCGACUCCACCUGCACCCCGGAGAUCAUGAAGAACGCCUCGGAUGCGUACUUCUCUCUGCUGCAAGGCUUCAUCUCGUCCCUGGAUGGAAGUACACAGGAGAACAAGAUGAGGUUCAUCCAGAACUUUAAGUGGACCGACACCUUACAAGGAAACAUCCCAAGUGCCCAGCAGGAUGCCGUCUUUGAGAUGGUCUCUAUGGCCUUCAAUGUAGCCGUCUGGUACACCAAGUUUGCCUCAAGACUAGCUGGGAAGGAAAACAUAACGGAGCCCGAAGCCAAGGACGUCCACAAGAGCCUGAAGGUUGCUGCCGGAAUCUUCAAAACUCUCAAGGAGGUCCACGUUCCCCGCCUCAUCACCCCGGCUGAAAAGGGCCGAGAUCUGGAGCCCAGAGUGAUGGACGCGUACAUCAUCCAGUGCCAAGCCGAGGCACAGGAAGUGACGAUUGCCAGAGCCAUCGAGCUGAAGCACAACGCCUCCCUGAUUGCAGCUUUGGCUUUUGAGACGGCCAACUUCUAUCAGAAAGCCGACCACACGCUGAACACCCUGGAGCCGGAGUGCAGCAGCAAGUGGAGGAAGUAUCUGCAGCUGAAGCAGUACUUCUACAUGGCUUAUGCGUUCUGCUACCACGGCCAGACGCUGCUGGCCAGCGACAAAUGUGGAGAGUCGAUAAGGUCCCUACAGGAGGCCGAAAAAUGUUACUCCCGUGCGGAGGCGCUGUGUAAAGAGUACCGUCAGACCAAAGGGCCCGGCACCACGGCCAAGCCGUCAGAGCAGCUGUUCUUCCUCAAGCUGGGCGCGCUCAUUAAAACCACGCUGGAGAAGUGCCAGAGAGAGAACGGCUUCAUAUACUUCCAUAAGGUUCCUGCUGAGCCUCCCCAGCUGGAGCUGAAGGCGAGCUACGGUCUGGCGGAGCCGGUCCCCUUCGAGCUGCCGCCCCUCAGCGAGCAGUGCACUCCUGAGGUCUACGCCACCUUCGACCUCACCAAGGGAGCCAAAAAUGACAAGGCCAAGCCCAAGGAAGAGGAGGUGAAGCCGGUGAAGGAGCCUGAUUUGAAGCCCCAGAAGGACACAGGCUGUGUUCUCUCCUAGAGCCUCCAUCUUGGCAUCAACCAUGCUGAAGAAACAUCGUUUAUAAAGACAGCACCUGUUCAUCUUCCUCCAUAGACUUUUUUUCUCCCGCUAUUAAUCCUUGGUAUUUUACAUUCAUGCUGAAACAUGUUCUUUAUAUUUGGAUGUGAUCCACUACCAGAACAAUCUGACUCGUGUAAAAUCUGCUCCGGAUGGUAUGGUAGGCAGGCCCACAAUCCACUCCUAUCUGUGUGCUGAAACCUGCAAAAGAUGGCAAGUCGAAGCUCUAGUCCAAGAAAAAGAAAAGAAAAGAAAGCCCAUCCCAUCUGAUUUUCCUCUGGAGUUGAAUUGAAGGCAUGCAGUGAGUGUGUUUAUCGUGUGUGUUGUCGAACGGGAAUAUUGUGGCUUGUUUUGGGAUUAGGACUUUUACCAGACGCAUUUCACUCUGUCCAAGACAGUAAAUUCUCUAAAACCGGUUGAACACAGAUGAAAACAGAUGGGUGGACCAAACCACCCUGACCUAUGAGCUGCAGGAAGAGAAACAAAUUUCAUGUGUUUGGUUCUGUAGCACGAUCCAGAAUUUCAACCUGAAGAAAAGCAAUUAUUGCACUCCCAAGUUUGGAACGUUCAUCGCUACAGGUAUAAUUUAUCCCAACUGAGUAAAAGCAUACGUACAAUCCUUCUGAGUACUACCUGAACACAGAGUAUCUGAGCUGAGGGUUUUUCCCACUAUGACAUUAUCCAAUCAUUAAUAAUGACAAGAAAUCCAAGAGACACCGGACUGUGUAUUGAUAGUGAAUUUACUUUGUUUUAGCUGUAGUCGAUGAUUUAUUUGAUUUAGAUCAACAUGUAUUGUAGUUUUUCUUUUUUGUAUAUGACAUUAAGCUGUUUUCUACAUGUACUGUUCCUUUAAGGAGACCCUACUAUUGCUGGAUAUGGCUAAAUAUUACAUUGAGGUGACAAAACUCAGACACUUAUGUGAGCCUGUUUGAUAUGUUUUGGUUCUUGAACACUAUAGGAGACAAUCUAACACUUAGCAUAGAGGUCAGUGCAGGUGAAAGGCAAUGUUUUUGAUGGAUAUUAGAAAUCAGCAUACGAUGCUAACCGUGUAACCUUCUCAGUAGCUGUUGUCUAUAGUAGGCACCUUCUUCUGUAGGUAUGAACUGAGCGGGUGAUGGUCUGUUACUGAUAUCACCGUAUAAAACAGUCGCCAACAUUUUCUAUUCAAUUACACUUACAGUUUAAAGUCCUUGUGUAGAGAGUUGUAAAAGAAUAUCCGUAGCAAUAUUCUCCCUGUUGCUACGCACGGCUAGCCAUCUAGCUUAAAAGAGGUUACUGUAAGAACAACUAGAAACGUAUCCAGAAUUGUUCAGCCUCCAGCUUUCUAAUGUAAGGAACACCUAGAGCCAGAAAAAAUAUCAAUUCAAGUUACAUGACAACGAGUCAAAAUCAAACUGACACUGAACCCAUCACUCUUUCUAAAACUAGCUAGCAUGCUAACAGAAGCAUGUACUGUUAGGGCAGAUCAACAUCGAUGCCCGCUUCCUGCAAUAAGCAAACUACUACUGAUUUAUUUGGGUUGCGUUUUCUGUAAUUUUCCUUCCGGCUAUGUUUUAAAAUAUUGGCGGUAACAAUAUUACAACUUAGAAAGUGGGAAUUAUUUUGAAGCAGGAGGAGAAUAUUUUUUAAAAUUCAAAUCGGUUAUCAUGCUAUGCUACCAUUCUUCUUUGAAAAUGUAACUUUGUAAAUGUAAAUGCCGCAAAGAGAUGGUAUGUUUUAGACUGGGCCAUCAUGUGUGGCUCUAAAAGACAGAAACAGCAGAAUCUGCCUCUGCAGUAGUUUUAGAUCUUCCUGCAGGGCAGUUUCACCGGAGUCGCCCCCUGCUGUCUGAUCUCUGCCCGCUUUGACAAUGAAAUCUAAAUCAGUAAGUUAGAAACCGCUGGAAACUUGUAUAGACUGUAAAAAGCUGCUUCCGUGCACUAACUUAACCCACCCUGAUGUAUUCAUAGCACAUUGGACCCUCUCUGCACUUUAUUCAGCAGAUUUUAAAGUCGAGCUGGUUUAGACACGUAGUUCGUUGCACUUGGAGCACCGGAUUUAGCUUCUUGAGGUGCCGAAGGAGUCGACCCAGUGCUAAUUGUGCGCAUCCAUUCUUCGUGAGGGUGCUACACCGUUGCUGAAGUGUACACACCUUCUUUUUCUUCUUCCUCCUCCUCAUGUGGUGUCCUUCAUGUAAAAUGUAACCCAUAUGGUAUUAAACCAGUCAGAAAAGU